AUGCACAUUUUCAAGAUUGUCCAGCUCUUGGGCCUGCUGGCCGCCGGCGCUUCCGCCUUGCCUACCCCAGCUGCCGCCGAUGCCGCUCAGCCUGGCGAGGGGGGACAGUCCCAGGCCCGUACGGAGCCUGGUUCUGGCAACGAGGCCAAUGUUAACCGGCCCAAGGAGACGGUCAGAUGCCCGAGAUGCCCGGAAAGUGCAUUCCCGUCCGUGCAAGAAUACGCCGAGCACUACGGCAAGGCUCAUCCUUCUGAUGCCUGGCCCCGCCCUAUCGCCAUUAAGAAGGCCAAUUAG
Molecule: messenger RNA, 294 nt
Organism: Pyricularia pennisetigena
Lineage: Eukaryota; Fungi; Ascomycota; Sordariomycetes; Magnaporthales; Pyriculariaceae
Exons: 1
Coding region: 1-294 (97 amino acids)
Source: RefSeq, a predicted model, not a curated record